Molecule: messenger RNA, 1998 nt
Organism: Peniophora sp. CBMAI 1063
Lineage: Eukaryota; Fungi; Basidiomycota; Agaricomycetes; Russulales; Peniophoraceae
Source: the annotation of a GenBank genome assembly
AUGUCGAGCUCUGUGUCCCACCUUACGAACGACCUGGUGCUAUUACCAGUUCCAUCGCAACGCUCGGCUUCCUCAUUCACUGCUACAUCCAACUCCGAGUCCAAAGAUGCUCUGCGCUCACUCUAUCUCUCGCUGACGCCGCCUUUGUCCUCAUCAUCCAUCUCAGAUGCGGUACAGUUUCUUCAGCAGCACGAGUUCAGCACCAGUGGGCAGUCACUAGGGGCAACCGACGACGAAGAGCGCAGCAUAUAUGAAGCCGUUGUCGGCAAGCUGGCAGCAGGAAUCUACGCUCAGGCUCUCGAUACCUUCUUGAACGAGGCCAGUGCUGCAGAGUCUGAGGGAGAUUGGUGGGCGGACGUCGAGCGUUCGCAGCUCAAUGCCGCAUAUUACCUAUUACAGACUCUUCCAAAGCGCAUCUUUGACCUCUCUGUGGAGGUACAACGUGCACUCCGAACACAGAGUCGUCAAUUCCACAUGUCAAUGCUCCGCCCGUCCCAUCUAAAUCGGGUCCUGUACACAGACGACAAACCACACAAUGCAAUCCUCACGACUCUCUUCCCUCAUCUACAUACGCAUCCAUAUGCUAUGCCUUUCUCGGCCUUCCGCUUGCAUACGCCGCUACCGACUCCGGCAUCCCUAACCCUCGCGCAGUCGAAGUCCGCCCUUUCGUCCUUCGUACACGCCGUUGCGCACUUCUUCAAGUCAAUACCAUUCUUCUUGACGCUACCUCUCGAGCUUACCCGACAAGAAUGCGCUGUCAAACGUCGCGAGCUCGAGGCACUGCGCGACUCGCGGGCUGAAGUGCUUGGUACUCUGACGCUUCGACGCGAUUACCUUGCCUCUGCGCUCAGGACGGGCGAAAUCAAGGGCGCCAAGCUUCACUCGUUCGUCGAGAGUGUCAACCAGGUGGUUGCGGGAGAGGACUAUGGGCGCUCCCCCAAAGACAUCGCACCGAGCCAGCUUCUUGCGACUGCUCUGAACGAGACGCUGCCUAAACAUGUCGCCCUACAUCGCGCGCAAAUGCAAGAUAGUGGCCUCGCAAGGCCAGGACGAUGGACUCUGCGAUGGCCACGACUUGUCCUCGGCCCUCCGCUAGUGCUGCUGGGAAUCAGGCAGGCAUUCGCAUCGCGAGAGACGCUGGCGACGGUUGCGCACGACGCUCUGGAGACCAUACAUCGGUUCUAUCACGGGUGGCUGCUUGAUCCCAUCAAGGAUAUCCUGCACACCGUGCGUUCAGGCGGAGAGGAGGGCGUCAUCGUGCAGAAGGAGAGCAUUGACGCUGACCUUCAAUCGUUAUCGCGCAUGGCUCUGGAUCUCGCACGAGACAAACUCGGCUAUGGACAGGAGCAGCUCGUGGCAUUGGCAGACAAGGUCAAGCACGGCGACCUCACGCCCAUUCUUGAGAUCUACGAAGCGGAUAUCAAGAGCCCUGUUCGGUCGGCUGUCAGCGGCACACUCUUGCGCAACCUCUUCAUUCAAGUGCAAAAGGCGAAGGUUGACAUCGAUCAAGCGCUUGCCGGGAUUGAUAAGCUUCUCAAGUCACAAGAACUCACGUUCGCAUUCGUCGGUGUUGCACCUGCGUUUGCUCUGGUCUACCUAGCCGGCGGCGGACUACGUGCCGCUUGGCGUGGCGGAGCGGGUGCAGGACAGUACGGUGGCCGGCGGCUGCGCGCCAAAGCCUGGCUGGCAAUCCGCCGCACGGAACGUCUCCUCGUAUCCAAGCCGACAUCGGAUGACCACAUCGCGAGCAAAGACGCCAGCAUCCCGCCCCUGACCGCAGGCCUACUUCUACUCUCCGUCUCAUCGCUGCGCAGCUACGCCGAGCGGUGCCUUCCUGCGAGGUCUCGACUGCAGACGGGAUUCUUGGAAGACGUCGAAGAUUUGGAGAACCCGAGUCUGGAUAGGGAUGAGAAGGUCAAGGUCGUCGAGCGCAUGUGGAGGAACUGGGGCGAUAUUCUGGGAUGGAGAAGGGGUGCAGGGACCAUCGCAACACUAUAG